Messenger RNA from Brassica oleracea var. oleracea, 1796 nucleotides. RefSeq lists its product as uncharacterized. Bases 74 to 1597 code for a protein of 507 amino acids. Gene Ontology annotation, biological process: mRNA destabilization. The transcript is spliced from 7 exons. NCBI's taxonomy places the organism in Eukaryota, Viridiplantae, Streptophyta, Magnoliopsida, Brassicales, Brassicaceae. Gene Ontology annotation, cellular component: cytoplasm. Gene Ontology annotation, molecular function: mRNA binding. The record is from RefSeq and is a predicted model, not a curated record.
CUUUUUUAAAAAGAAAAACCUUUUCCUAUCUCUCUCGCUCUCUCUCUCAGAUCUCUCUCUUCCCUCUUCUUCAAUGGCUGAUCCCGCUUCUUCCAGAAACCAGCGCAACCGAAUCGUCUCUUCCGGCGUCAAGGGCUUCGUCGAGCAGCAGAUAUCUCCUGGAGAUGAACUGAUUGUCUCUUCGUCUUCUACUUCCGUUACUCAUCCUCCUGAUCCCUCCCUGUAUCAUCAGAACCCUACCAAUCUCUAUCCUUACGGUUGUAAUGUUGCACAUUCUGGUUAUGCUCAAGGCAUCAACACUUGGGAUGGGUAUCCACUUUAUGCCACUUCCCCUGAAGGCCUGCAUAUCCCACAGGUUGUUUACAGUGAAGAUUCGUCUCUUAUGUACCAACCUGGUUUUGCUUACAACCCUUACCCGUCUAUGAUGCUGGAGAGCCAAAUACCAAUCUCCCCAGCGUAUUAUCCACAGUUUGGGAUGCAUUUUAGCCACUCAGAAUUUGGUGGUGGCAGCGACCCAACAUCUGCUUAUAUGAUUCCUUUUGGUGGAUAUGGGGGAGGCAACUUAUCUGGGAAUCAAGGGGACAACUCUUUAACAUAUCCUCAAGCGAUGGGUAUACUUGGGCCAUACGACCAUAAUGCUUCACAGUUACCGUUACAUGGGAAUGGGGUUGCUUCAAGCUCUUCUUUGGGAGGAUAUUAUCCUGUAGGAUCUUACCAGAGUCCCAGCUCUAUUGCCUCAUACUAUGGAGCUGAUAAUCCAGUCAGAUUAGCCUCUGACAUUGGUAAAAGGCGUGAAAAGGAGUACAGUUCUGUACCUACCACCAGUGAUCUCUAUGGUAAUCGAGGACCGAGAUCGUUCACCAGGGUAAAGAGCAAGAACGGUUCUGGACUUAGUUCUUCUGCUGGUGAUGCAACAAAUGACUCGAGCACAGCUGGAUCAAACCCCAGUUUGUACAAUCAUCCAGAAUUUGCGACGGAUUAUAAGAACGCCAGAUUCUUUAUCGUCAAGUCGUUUAGCGAAGACAAUGUCCACAGAAGCAUCAAGUAUAAUGUCUGGGCCAGCACUCCACAUGGCAGCAAGAAAUUGGAUACUGCUUAUAGAGAUGCUGAGAAGAUGGGUGGAAAAUGUCCAAUCUUUCUCUUCUUUUCGGUAAAUGCUAGUGGACAAUUCUGCGGGGUGGCGGAAAUGGUUGGACCUGUAGAUUUUGAAAAGGAUGCUGCUUACUGGCAGCAAGGCAAGUGGAAUGGACAGUUCCCAGUGAAGUGGCAUAUUGUGAAAGAUGUACCGAAUAACCGAUUUAGUCAUAUUCUCUUGCAAAACAAUGACAACAAGCCGGUGACACACAGCCGAGACUCUCAGGAGGUGAAGCUACGUCAGGGGAUUGAGAUGCUGAGAAUAUCCAAAGAAUAUGAAGCGCACACAUCAAUCCUCGAUGAUUUCAGCUACUAUGAUGAAAGAGAGAGUGAAAAGGUGGGAGAAGAUGGGGUGAGGAAAGAAGAAACCUCUGCUGUGGAACAGUUAUCAGAGCGUCUUCAAGCUGUCUCAGUAGAAGAUGGAAAGGAGUGGGAGAAAGAAGACUUGAAAGAGAAGACCUGAUGUAAGUGAUUGAUGCAGGCAGUAAUAGUAACUAGAAGCAUUCUUUUGGUAAAAAACGGAGGUUUUAUGUUUUUUUUUUUUCCUUAGGUUGGGAGCUGUAUUCUAAAAUGUCUGUCUAAAGGAUAACGAAUGCAAUUCCUUCUACUUUUGUGGCAUUAUGCGUUUUUUUCAUCAAUGAAAAGCUUAGCUAUCUUUUUAC